UGAAGCCGCGUUGCACACGGGUGGGAGAGCAUGGAGGCGGCGGCCGGGCCGGGCUGGAGCGGCGUCUGCCCGGCUCCGGGGGGCGAGGGCGACACCGAGCCGGGCCAGGGGUCCUCCGCGGCCGGGAGAGCCCAGGGAUCACAGGGCAGCUGGUCGGGUGCGGCUGGCGGCAACUGGAUCACGGCUCACCCCGCGUUCACAGAAAUGAUGUCACUUGAUGUGUCUGACAGCACUCAAGUCUAUGCUGCCUUUUUGGUGUACCUGGACCUCUUAGAAGGGAGGAGCUGGCACGAGGUGCAGCCGGUGGGAGUGGCAGAGCUGCAGCUGGUGUGUUUGCACGCCCGUGCCAGGGAGCAGGAGGGGCUGCAGGUGAUGGUGCCAGUGCCUGCACACAUCCUGAUCAGCCACGACAGGUUAAGGGAAAUACUGAAGAAAGCAGCUCUCCCUCCAGAGGAUCCUGACACCCUGCUGUCAGUUACUUUGGCCAUAGUUGAGACAGACUCCACAAUAGUCUACUAUAAAAUGACUGAUGGCUUUGUAAUGCCAGAUCCUCCUGAUGACACUGAAGAUGUGGAUAAUAAGCAGUGGAGGAAGAAAAGAAAGAAACCUUUCAAAUGAUUGGGACAGAGGAAACAAAACAUUUCUUGAACUCCUGUGCUCAAACCCAAACAAAUGCAGGAACUGAUGUGUAUGAAUAAGUGGUGUGCUAAAGUCUUGGCAUAGCAAGGAUGUGUUCAGGGAGAACAGAGGCUUGUGCAGCUGCUCUGUGAUGAAUGCUGUUUGAGGUAUGAAGUAGGUAAUGCUUUGACACAGAUCAGUCCUGACUAAUAAAUUCACUUGGGAAGUGUU
Oenanthe melanoleuca is the source of this 849-nucleotide messenger RNA. It is a transcript of the gene TSEN15, whose product is annotated as tRNA splicing endonuclease subunit 15. Gene Ontology annotation, molecular function: nucleic acid binding. Gene Ontology annotation, biological process: tRNA splicing, via endonucleolytic cleavage and ligation. Lineage: Eukaryota; Metazoa; Chordata; Aves; Passeriformes; Muscicapidae. The transcript has 4 exons. The record is from RefSeq and is a predicted model, not a curated record. The coding region runs from base 31 to 618 and encodes 195 amino acids.